Molecule: messenger RNA, 975 nt
Organism: Glarea lozoyensis ATCC 20868
Lineage: Eukaryota; Fungi; Ascomycota; Leotiomycetes; Helotiales; Helotiaceae
Product: Glyoxalase/Bleomycin resistance protein/Dihydroxybiphenyl dioxygenase
Exons: 6
Coding region: 1-975 (324 amino acids)
Molecular function (GO): metal ion binding; lactoylglutathione lyase activity
Source: RefSeq, a predicted model, not a curated record
AUGUCGACUGAUACCAAGACCUACAAGUUCAAUCACUCGAUGAUUCGAGUGAAAGACCCCAAAGAGUCUGUCAAAUUCUAUGAGCACCUUGGUAUGAAGAUGAUCAGAAAGGUGGAGCAGUCUGAAGCCAAAUUCGAUCUCUACUUUAUGGGUUAUGAUUCUUCAGGAGCCAUUUCCAGCGGCAACCAUUUUAGUAACAGGGAAGGCUUGAUUGAAUUAACACACAAUUACGGCACCGAGGAUGAUCCAAAUUACAAAGUCUCUACCGGUAAUGCUGAUCCCUAUAAAGGAUUUGGGCACACUUGUAUCAGUGUAGACAACAUUCAAGCUGCGUGUCAAAGAAUCGAGGACGCUGGCUACAAAUUCCAGAAGAAACUAUCUGAUGGACGCAUGAGAAGCAUUGCGUUCGUCUUGGAUCCAGAUGGAUACUGGGUUGAGGUCAUUGGGCAAAAUCCAGUUGAGAAGACUGAAGGUGUUACCACUACUGACACCAAGACCUACAAAAUGAACCACACCAUGAUUCGUAUCAAAGAUCAUGAGAAGUCUCUCAAAUUUUACAAAGAGGUUAUGGGAAUGGAGCUUUUCCGGACUAGCGAGAAUGCAAGCGCAAACUUCAACCUUUACUUCCUUGGGUAUCCUGGAAAGGACGGAAUUCCAACAACAUCGGCUAAUGGGGUCAACCCAACGGCUGAAAGAGAGGGCUUGUUGGAGCUGACGUGGAACUAUGGAACUGAGAAGGAUGCCGACUUUAAGUAUCACAAUGGAAACGAUGAGCCACAGGGAUUUGGUCACAUUUGUAUCUCUGUUGAUGAUUUAGAUGCUGCUUGCAAGCGGUUUGAGGAUCUAGGAGUCAACUGGAAGAAGAGACUUACUGAUGGCCGUAUGAAGUCGGUUGCCUUUGUUCUGGAUCCAGAUAAUUACUGGAUCGAGGUGAUUCAGAACGAGAAUCUCAAGGAAAGCCAACACAAAAUAUAG